Molecule: messenger RNA, 2619 nt
Organism: Peniophora sp. CBMAI 1063
Lineage: Eukaryota; Fungi; Basidiomycota; Agaricomycetes; Russulales; Peniophoraceae
Source: the annotation of a GenBank genome assembly
AUGGCCUCAUCUCCAAACGAUGUCGUCGUUGAACUCGCCGAUGAACGGUGUGUGCUGAAGGCUGUCAUGGAGAGGUCUAAGCAGUUGGCUAGACUCCAAGAGACUGGACUAGAUGAUGACGAAAUAAGAGCAGGGUCUUCACUGGAAGAAAGUACGACACCGGGACUGGUGACUAGAGGUCGUCCGAAUAGGCUCUUUGCCCUCCUGAUUGGAGUCGACGACUAUCAAGGUGACGGGUAUAGAAGUCUCCGGGGCGCCGUGAAGGAUGCACAUAACGUGGAGGCUUUCUUGCUGAGCCAGAACCCUCCAGUCCGUGCUGAACGCAUCAAGAUUCUGACGAAUGAACAAGCUACUGAGGCCAACAUCAUCGCGAGUAUCAGGAGCUUUUGGCGGCAUGUCUGCGAUAGCAAGGCUCGCUGCACGUGUGCCGUCGAGAACGUACGAAGAGACGACCCCAUCCUGAUAUUCUAUGCGGGUCAUGGGUGCAGUCUUCCCAAACCGGAUGGAUGGCCAACCGCGAGCUCGCACAUUCAGGCUCUUGCGCCAUACGAUGCGCGGGUAGAAAAUGGCGUUGUCAAGGGCGUCAUUCCGGAUCGAGUGUUCGGCGCUCUUCUGAGGGAGUUGGCCAACAAUAAGGGCGAUAACAUCACCGUCGUUCUUGAUUGCUGCCAUUCAGGCUCGGGGACUCGGGACAGUGACAGCAUUCCUCGUGGCAUUGAGUUCAAGAGCUAUAGACCAGGCGAAGACGAAGUGAUCUAUCAUACAAUCGAUCCCUCGUACCAAAAGGAGAUAUGGGGUGCCGACAACUGUCAAGACCGGAGUCUUCGGAGUAUUGAGCGCGGCGUGGGAGGCAAGGUCGACCCUUCGGCGUUUGCCAAUGGCAGUCUGCAGUCUCACGUACUUCUCGCUGCUUGCAGUCCAGACCAAAGCGCCUACGAGGAUUGCGUGGUCCACGGCGGUCGUUUCACUUCGGCACUUCUAGCGCUCCUGAAGCAGCCAACUGCGGGCGCGAUGACGUACUCUGAAUUGAUCAAGAGGCUGGACAAGCUACCAUUGCAGACACCUCAAUGUGAGGGCCGUGACAGCGGCACGCGCCUAAUCUUUGACACGGGCCUUGUACAACGCAUUCGCGAUUGUUACAACGUCGUUGAAUCCGUGCCGUCUUAUCACCUGCGUGCUGGUCGCAAAGACGGCGUGAGAGAACGAGAUGUCCUUGCGGUCUACCCGGACGAAAGAACCUGGUCUUCCCAAACUACGCCCCUUCUCAACCUCGUAGUCGACGCUACGAAUCAAUUCACGAGCUCCGUCUUGCCUAUCGGAAAUCCUCGAUCCGAUAUACUAGACAAGUAUCCCAACGCUGUUGCCGUGCUAGCCCGUACGAAGACCACUACGGGCUCUUGUGUAGAUGCUAGGAGACCAUAUUGCGUAUCUUCGGCAAUCAUCAAAUCGACACACACACUAUACGCCGGUCGCAUCCACGGUAUUAUUGAAGGGGACGUUUUCGCCGUAUACGAACAUAAAGAUGCUUACAUCUCGGCAUCGCCUCCGUCCGGCAGACUGAUGGUCAAUUUCGUGAAUGCGACCACGAGCGCCCUGUCACCCCACGGAUGCUCGAACCUCACCGUGUCUGAUACCGCUGCGAAGUCUGUCGCUAUUUUGGACCAUGCAAGUGCACGGAAACCAUUCGGUGUGCAUGUAGAUGCCCAAGAACAUCCGCAGCUGUGCGAAUUGGUGGCCUUGGCUUUGGCGAAGGAGUCACUUGAUCCGGCUGGUCGCUUUGGAAGUUGCUUGAUGCUUACUCCUCUUGAAGAGGCAUGCCUCUCAAUCGUCCCAGCCGACAACGAUACUGUCGAUCUUGUCAUAUUGGACACGCGCGUUAGGAUGCUGGGUUCGGAGAAACUCAACGGGACUAUUGUUAGAGAGGUAGCAUCUCUUCGAGCUGCCCUGCGAUCUGCUGCGCACUUCUUCUACUAUCUCGACUCCUCUCCCGAAAAGCAAAAACACAAGACCGACGUGUCUGUACGUAUGUGGCAGAUGAUCGAUAGCAUUGACUAUCAUGCGAGCGGUAGCUCUCACGUUCCCAUUCCCGUCUACCGACCCAUCAUCGAAGUUGACGACUUUCAAACUUCGGGUGUGCUCAAGCCCGCGGUCUCGCAAACCGAAGAUGGAGCUGUCUACUUAUACGGUAUGGAUAUCUCGCUGGUUCGCAAGGCAAAAUGCGACCUGUUCGUGUGGCUUUUCUAUUUCAAUUGCGGAACGCUCGGAAUCAAUCAAUAUUAUUCCCCGCCCAUAGUGCGGGAUGGCAAUGGCACGGCGCCCUUACGCGUUGACGCUCGAGAGCCGUUACCGCUGAACUAUGGCGACGCCGGUCAUGCACCCUUUAUCUUCAAGCUUCCAACUGGGAUCUGCCGCGAAGUCGGUUUCCUGCGACUCUUCCUGUCGACGCAUUACACUGAUCUCGCAGAAAUUCAACAAGCACCGAUUGUUGACUCUGGUCGGGGCUGUAGUCCAGUCUUGACAUCUAAACCCGCAGUGGAGGGAUGGGAUGCACUCACGUUCGCCGUCGUGCUUACCCGUGAUGAGACAGGCGUCGAUCAGGGCUGGAGUGAUAGUGAUUGA